CAAUGGCGUUAGCGAGCGGAAGCACGUGGGUAAACAGGAAGUAGUUUCGGCAUUUGGCGGGUUGAGCGGAGAAGACGUGCAAAAAUGGCGGCUGUGAAUGACAUGGAGAAGAAACUUGCAGAGUAUAAAUGCGACACUAAUGAAGCUAUAUGUCUGAAAUUAGUGCGGUUCCCAGAGGAAAUAGAUGAUGAAAGCACAACGUUUCACCCUGAGUACAGUCAUCAGCUGUAUGGAGAUGAUGAAGUGGCGUUUGGCUACAAAGGUCUUCAGAUCCAGCUUUACUACAGUGCAGGGAACCUGAGCACGCUGUUCAAAGUCAAGUACACGGCCAGGGUCACAGACAAGUUUGACUGUGUGGAGCCAGAUGAUGUGGAGGGCAAGAUCAGAGAGAUCAUUCCUGCUGGUUUCUGCUGUAACACAGAUGACUUCAUCUCUCUCCUGGAGAAAGAGGCCAACUUCAAACCCUUCGGCAGCCUGCUGCACACCUACAAAGUUCACAAUGUGGAGGCAGGAGAGGAUCUCACCUAUCAGAUACACAAGGUGGACAUCUCGUGUCCAGGCUUCAGAGAGUACCAUGAGCGCUUGCAGACAUUCCUCAUGUGGUUCAUUGAGACAGCCAGUUUCAUCGAUGUGGAUGAUGAUCGCUGGGAUUUCUUCCUUGUAUUCGAGAAGUACAAUAAGGAUGGAGAGACCCUCUACGCGACGGUUGGCUACAUGACAGUGUAUAAUUACUACGUAUACCCAGACAAAACCAGACCACGUGUCAGCCAGAUGCUGGUCUUGCCACCAUUCCAGGGAGAAGGCCACGGGGCUCAGCUAUUAGAGACAGUCCACCGAUAUUACUGCACUUCUGCUAAAGUACAGGACAUCACAGCGGAGGACCCGUCUGAAAACUAUGUGAAGCUGAGAGAUUUCGUGCUGGUGAAGCUGUGCUUGACUCUGCCAUCCUUCUCCAGUGAGAAACUCUCUCAGGGCUUCAGUGAAGAGAUGGUGUCUGAGGCCAGAGAGAAACUCAAGAUCAACAAGAAACAUGCACGCCGUGUUUAUGAAAUUCUGCGCCUCAGAAACACAGACAUGAGCGAUGAAGAGAAAGCCAGAGAAUUUCGCUUGGAAGUGAAAAAAAGACUCUAUGGACCAUACAGAAAAAACCAGCGUGAGCUGACUAAGAUGCGAAAAUGUUUGAGGCCAGAGGAGUUGGCGUCACACAUCAGCCAGAUGGACACGACACUGCAACACGAGGAGCUGGAGAAAAGCUACCAGGACGUGCUGGCGGAGUAUCGCAGAGUCCUGGAGCGACUGGCUCAGGCGUGAACACACGGAGACUUCUGCAUAGUCCUGGAAAGACUGGCCCAGACACACACACACACACACACACACUGUUCUAUUGCAUUGUAUCCAGUGUUAAUAAGGGUUAAAACGUGACACAUUUGCAUUUGUUACUUGUGAGAUAGACAGAUGAUGGGCAGUUUUCACAUAGUGAGAGGUGAGUGCAUUGGUCUACUGUGAAGAUGAUGAACUCUGAAGUUUUUUGAGCUGAUAUUGUUAUUGGUUUUUCCAUCAAACAUUUUCCUUAAAAUGUAAAAAUGUAGAUUUUGAAGCACUUCCUAUGAAAAACAAAUAAAAUGUUUUGUAUAUUGCUCAAAUGUAUCUCUUUGGUGAAGUGUCUAAAAUAAAAAGAUCCUCAUUUUACUUA
Labeo rohita (rohu) is the source of this 1693-nucleotide messenger RNA. It is a transcript of the gene hat1, whose product is annotated as histone acetyltransferase 1. The transcript has 11 exons. Gene Ontology annotation, biological process: subtelomeric heterochromatin formation. The coding region runs from base 85 to 1311 and encodes 408 amino acids. Lineage: Eukaryota; Metazoa; Chordata; Actinopteri; Cypriniformes; Cyprinidae. Gene Ontology annotation, molecular function: histone H4 acetyltransferase activity; histone binding. The record is from RefSeq and is a predicted model, not a curated record. Gene Ontology annotation, cellular component: nucleus.